Molecule: messenger RNA, 2034 nt
Organism: Ascochyta rabiei
Lineage: Eukaryota; Fungi; Ascomycota; Dothideomycetes; Pleosporales; Didymellaceae
Product: NineTeen Complex (NTC) component
Exons: 2
Coding region: 1-2034 (677 amino acids)
Biological process (GO): spliceosomal complex assembly; mRNA splicing, via spliceosome
Cellular component (GO): Prp19 complex; precatalytic spliceosome; post-mRNA release spliceosomal complex
Molecular function (GO): protein binding
Source: RefSeq, a predicted model, not a curated record
AUGGAGGCGCGAGGACCUCCGCGCGUCAAGAACAAGGCGGCCGCGCCCAUUCAAAUCAGCGCGGAGCAGCUGCUGCGCGAAGCAGUCGACCGCCAGGAUGAGAAACUCAAUGCGCCAACGCAGCGAUUUGCGGACCUGGAGGAGCUGCACGAGCACCAAGGUCGCAAGAGGAAGGAGUUCGAGGAUUACGUGCGUCGCAACAGGAUCAACAUGAACAAUUGGAUGCGCUAUGCUGCCUGGGAACUUGAGCAGAAGGAGUUCAGGCGUGCGCGAUCAAUUUUCGAGCGCGCGCUGGAUGUCGACAGCACGCCGGUGGCCCUCUGGUUGAGGUAUAUCGAAGCUGAGAUGAAGCACCGCAACAUCAACCACGCGCGAAACCUUCUCGACCGCGCCGUCACUAUCCUUCCCCGCGUAGACAAGCUCUGGUACAAGUACGUCUACAUGGAAGAGACCCUUGGCAACAUUGAUGGUGCUCGCUCCGUAUUUGAGCGCUGGGUACAAUGGGAGCCUGAGGAGUCUGCAUGGUCGUCCUACAUCAAGCUCGAGAAGAGGCACGGAGAAUUUGAAAGAGCAAGGGCUAUCUUCGAGCGCUUCACUGUCGUUCAUCCCGAACCAAAGAACUGGAUCAAAUGGGCCAAGUUUGAGGAAGAGAACGGCACCAGCGACUUAGUACGAGACGUGUACGGCACCGCUGUUGAGACACUUGGCGACGAAUUCAUGGAUGAGAAGCUGUUCAUGGCAUACGCCAAGUUCGAAGCAAGGCUGAAGGAGACAGAGCGAGCAAGAGCCAUUUACAAAUUUGCGCUGGACCGUAUGCCACGCUCGAAAUCGAUCAACCUUCACAAAGCCUUCACGACAUUCGAAAAGCAAUACGGCGAUCGAGACGGUAUCGAGGAUGUCGUGCUGUCAAAACGAAGGGUACACUACGAGGAACAGAUCAAGGAGAACCCAAAGAACUACGACGCAUGGAUCGAUUUCGCACGGUUGGAGGAGACGUCAGGGAAUACAGAUCGUGUACGAGAUAUCUACGAGCGUGCAAUUGCACAGAUCCCACCCACACAAGAGAAGCGCCAUUGGAGGAGGUACAUCUACCUGUGGUUGUUUUACGCCGUUCACGAAGAGUCCGUCACGAAAGACAUCACCCGUACACGGCAAAUAUACCAGGAGUGUAUACGGCUGAUACCUCACAAACGCUUCACCUUUGCCAAGCUUUGGCUGCAGUUCGCAUCUUUCGAGAUCCGCCAAUCCCAAUUAACAGCAGCGCGGAAACUUCUUGGCCAAGCAAUCGGCAUGUGUCCCAAAGACAAGCUCUUCAAAGGCUACAUUGAGCUCGAGAUGAAACUCUUCGAAUUCACUCGCUGCCGUCAACUCUACACAAAAUUCAUCGAGUUCAACGGUUCAAACACACAAACAUGGAUAAAGUUCGCCGAACUGGAGCGUGGCCUUGACGACUUGGACCGCGCUCGCGCGAUUUUUGAAUUAGCAGUAGACGAACCCCAACUCGAUAUGCCCGAGCUGCUGUGGAAAGCAUACAUUGACUUUGAAGAGGGUGAGGGCGAAUACGAACGCACAAGAGCUCUGUACGAGCGAUUACUUGAGAAGACAGACCAUGUCAAGGUCUGGACGUCAUGGGCACAGCUGGAAAUCGGCAUCCCUGACUCUGAAGCCGAGGACAACGACGACGAAGACAAGCCUGUCAGUGAGGCAGCUAAGGCUCGUGCGCGCGCCGUAUUUGAGCGUGCGCACAAGCGCAUGAAGGACAAAGACCUCAAGGAAGACAGGGUCGCGCUUCUCAAUGCCUGGAAGAGCUUUGAAACAAUUCAUGGCAGCCCAGAGGAUCAAGAGAACAUCGACAAACAGAUGCCGCGAAAGGUCAAGAAGAGGAGAAAGUUGGACGACGACAGUUUCGAGGAGUAUGUCGACUACAUCUUCCCCGCGGACGACGAGAGCGCUGCCAAGCUUGCGAAGCUCAUGGCCAACGCGCAGAGGUGGAAGGCGGCGAAGGCGGCAAGGGAGGCAGAAAACGGGGAGUAA